GGCUAAGAGCGGCCGGCUGGAGCCGCUGAGCCCCCGCUGCGGCCGGGAGCUGCAUGGGGGAGCACCGGCAGCGCUCGGGAAGAUGCCCCGGCCGGAGCUGCCCCUGCCGGAGGGCUGGGAGGAGGCGCGCGACUUCGACGGCAAGGUCUACUACAUAGACCACACGAACCGCACCACCAGCUGGAUCGACCCGCGGGACAGGUACACCAAACCGCUCACCUUUGCUGACUGCAUUAGUGAUGAGUUGCCGCUAGGAUGGGAAGAGGCAUAUGACCCACAGGUUGGAGAUUACUUCAUAGACCACAACACCAAAACCACUCAGAUUGAGGAUCCUCGAGUACAAUGGCGGCGGGAGCAGGAACAUAUGCUGAAGGAUUACCUGGUGGUGGCCCAGGAGGCUCUGAGUGCACAAAAGGAGAUCUACCAGGUGAAGCAGCAGCGCCUGGAGCUUGCACAGCAGGAGUACCAGCAACUGCAUGCCGUCUGGGAGCAUAAGCUGGGCUCCCAGGUCAGCUUGGUCUCUGGUUCAUCAUCCAGCUCCAAGUAUGACCCUGAGAUCCUGAAAGCUGAAAUUGCCACUGCAAAAUCCCGGGUCAACAAGCUGAAGAGAGAGAUGGUUCACCUCCAGCAUGAGCUGCAGUUCAAAGAGCGUGGCUUUCAGACCCUGAAGAAAAUCGAUAAGAAAAUGUCUGAUGCUCAGGGCAGCUACAAACUGGAUGAAGCUCAGGCUGUCUUGAGAGAAACAAAAGCCAUCAAAAAGGCUAUUACCUGUGGGGAAAAGGAAAAGCAAGAUCUCAUUAAGAGCCUUGCCAUGUUGAAGGACGGCUUCCGCACUGACAGGGGGUCUCACUCAGACCUGUGGUCCAGCAGCAGCUCUCUGGAGAGUUCAAGUUUCCCGCUACCGAAACAGUACCUGGAUGUGAGCUCCCAGACAGACAUCUCGGGAAGCUUCGGCAUCAACAGCAACAAUCAGUUGGCAGAGAAGGUCAGAUUGCGCCUUCGAUAUGAAGAGGCUAAGAGAAGGAUCGCCAACCUGAAGAUCCAGCUGGCCAAGCUUGACAGUGAGGCCUGGCCUGGGGUGCUGGACUCAGAGAGGGACCGGCUGAUCCUUAUCAACGAGAAGGAGGAGCUGCUGAAGGAGAUGCGCUUCAUCAGCCCCCGCAAGUGGACCCAGGGGGAGGUGGAGCAGCUGGAGAUGGCCCGGAAGCGUCUGGAAAAGGACCUGCAGGCAGCCCGGGACACCCAGAGCAAGGCGCUGACGGAGAGGUUAAAGUUAAACAGUAAGAGGAACCAGCUUGUGAGAGAACUGGAGGAAGCCACUCGGCAGGUGGCAACUCUGCACUCCCAGCUGAAAAGUCUCUCAAGCAGCAUGCAGUCCCUGUCCUCAGGCAGCAGCCCCGGAUCCCUCACGUCCAGCCGGGGCUCCCUGGUUGCAUCCAGCCUGGACUCCUCCACUUCAGCCAGCUUCACUGACCUCUACUAUGACCCCUUUGAGCAGCUGGACUCAGAGCUGCAGAGCAAGGUGGAGUUCCUGCUCCUGGAGGGGGCCACCGGCUUCCGGCCCUCGGGCUGCAUCACCACCAUCCACGAGGAUGAGGUGGCCAAGACCCAGAAGGCAGAGGGAGGUGGCCGCCUGCAGGCUCUGCGUUCCCUGUCUGGCACCCCAAAGUCCAUGACCUCCCUAUCCCCACGUUCCUCUCUCUCCUCCCCCUCCCCACCCUGUUCCCCUCUCAUGGCUGACCCCCUCCUGGCUGGUGAUGCCUUCCUGAACUCCUUGGAGUUUGAAGACCCGGAGCUGAGUGCCACUCUUUGUGAACUGAGCCUUGGUAACAGCGCCCAGGAAAGAUACCGGCUGGAGGAACCAGGAAUGGAGGGCAAGCAGCUGGGCCAAGCUGUGAAUACGGCCCAGGGGUGUGGCCUGAAAGUGGCCUGUGUCUCAGCCGCCGUAUCGGACGAGUCAGUGGCUGGAGACAGUGGUGUGUAUGAGGCUUCCGUGCAGAGACUGGGUGCUUCAGAAGCUGCUGCAUUUGACAGUGACGAAUCGGAAGCAGUGGGUGCGACCCGAAUUCAAAUUGCCCUGAAGUAUGAUGAGAAGAAUAAGCAAUUUGCAAUAUUAAUCAUCCAGCUGAGUAACCUUUCUGCUCUGUUGCAGCAACAAGACCAGAAAGUGAAUAUCCGCGUGGCUGUCCUUCCUUGCUCUGAAAGCACAACCUGCCUGUUCCGGACCCGGCCCCUGGAUGCCUCAGACACUCUAUUGUUCAAUGAGGUGUUCUGGGUAUCCAUGUCCUAUCCAGCCCUUCACCAGAAGACCUUAAGAGUCGAUGUCUGUACCACCGACAGGAGCCAUCUGGAAGAGUGCCUGGGAGGCGCCCAGAUCAGCCUGGCGGAGGUCUGCCGGUCUGGGGAGAGGUCGACUCGCUGGUACAACCUCCUCAGCUACAAAUACUUGAAGAAACAGAGCAGGGAGCUCAAGCCAGUGGGAGUCAUGGCCCCUGCCUCAGGGCCUGCCAGCACGGUGAGCUGGGACCAGGACGCUGUGUCUGCUCUGUUAGAACAGACAGCAGUGGAGCUGGAGAAGAGGCAGGAGGGCAGGAGCAGCACACAGACACUGGAAGACAGCUGGAGGUAUGAGGAAACCAGUGAGAAUGAGGCAGUAGCCGAGGAAGAGGAGGAGGAGGUGGAGGAGGAGGAGGGAGAAGAGGAUGUUUUCACCGAGAAAGCCUCACCUGAUAUGGAUGGGUACCCAGCAUUAAAGGUGGACAAAGAGACCAACACGGAGACCCCGGCCCCAUCCCCCACAGUGGUGCGACCUAAGGACCGGAGAGUGGGCACCCCGUCCCAGGGGCCAUUUCUUCGAGGGAGCACCAUCAUCCGCUCUAAGACCUUCUCCCCAGGACCCCAGAGCCAGUACGUGUGCCGGCUGAAUCGGAGUGAUAGUGACAGCUCCACUCUGUCCAAAAAGCCACCUUUUGUUCGAAACUCCCUGGAGCGACGCAGCGUCCGGAUGAAACGGCCGUCCCCACCCCCACAGCCUUCCUCGGUCAAGUCGCUGCGCUCCGAGCGUCUGAUCCGUACCUCGCUGGACCUGGAGUUAGACCUGCAGGCGACAAGAACCUGGCACAGCCAACUGACCCAGGAGAUCUCGGUGCUGAAGGAGCUCAAGGAGCAGCUGGAACAAGCCAAGAGCCACGGGGAGAAGGAGCUGCCACAGUGGUUGCGUGAGGACGAGCGUUUCCGCCUGCUGCUGAGGAUGCUGGAGAAGCGGCAGAUGGACCGAGCGGAGCACAAGGGUGAGCUUCAGACAGACAAGAUGAUGAGGGCAGCUGCCAAGGAUGUGCACAGGCUCCGAGGCCAGAGCUGUAAGGAACCCCCAGAAGUUCAGUCUUUCAGGGAGAAGAUGGCAUUUUUCACCCGGCCUCGGAUGAAUAUCCCAGCUCUCUCUGCAGAUGACGUCUAAUCGCCAGAAAAGUAUUUCCUUUGUUCCACUGACCAGGCUGUGAACAUUGACUGUGGCUAAAGUUAUUUAUGUGGUGUUAUAUGAAGGUACUGAGUCACAAGUCCUCUAGUGCUCUUGUUGGUUUGAAGAUGAACCGAUUUUUUAGUUUGGGUCCUACUGUUGUUAUUAAAAACAGAACAAAAACAAAAAACACACACACAAAAAACAGAAACAAAAAAAACCAGCAUUAAAAUAAUAAGAUUGUAUAGUUUGUAUAUUUAGGAGUGUAUUUUUGGGAAAGAAAAUUUAAAUGAACUAAAGCAGUAUUGAAUUGCUGCUCUUCUUAAAAUUGUUUAGAUUUUUUUCGGUUUGUACAGCUCCACCUUAUAGAGGUCUUACUGCAAUAAGAAGUAAUGCCUGGGGGACGGUAAUCCUAAUAGGACGUCCCGCACUUGUCACAGUACAGCUAAUUUUUCCUAGUUAACAUAUUUUGUACAAUAUUAAAAAAAUGCACAGAAACCACUGGGGGGGAUUCAGAGGUGCAUCCACGGAUCUUCUUGAGCUGUGACGUGUUUUUAUGUGGCUGCCCAACGUGGAGCGGGCAGUGUGAUAGGCUGGGCGGGCUAAGCAGCCUAGUCUAUGUGGGUGACAGGCCACGCUGGUCUCAGAUGCCCAGUGAAGCCACUGACAUGAGUGAGGGGAGGGCUGUGGGGAACUCCAUUCAGUUUUAUCUCCAUCAAUAAAGUGGCCUUUCAAAAAGAA
Gorilla gorilla gorilla (western lowland gorilla) is the source of this 4198-nucleotide messenger RNA. It is a transcript of the gene WWC1, whose product is annotated as WW and C2 domain containing 1. Gene Ontology annotation, biological process: regulation of DNA-templated transcription; negative regulation of organ growth; cell migration. Bases 83 to 3457 code for a protein of 1124 amino acids. Gene Ontology annotation, cellular component: cytoplasm. Gene Ontology annotation, molecular function: molecular adaptor activity; kinase binding. The record is from RefSeq and is a predicted model, not a curated record. NCBI's taxonomy places the organism in Eukaryota, Metazoa, Chordata, Mammalia, Primates, Hominidae. The transcript has 23 exons.